Messenger RNA from Erinaceus europaeus (western European hedgehog), 1477 nucleotides. RefSeq names its product RNA pseudouridine synthase domain containing 1 (gene RPUSD1). The record is from RefSeq and is a predicted model, not a curated record. Gene Ontology annotation, molecular function: pseudouridine synthase activity; RNA binding. The transcript has 6 exons. The coding region runs from base 178 to 1086 and encodes 302 amino acids. Gene Ontology annotation, biological process: pseudouridine synthesis. Lineage: Eukaryota; Metazoa; Chordata; Mammalia; Eulipotyphla; Erinaceidae.
GGCGGGGAGAGGGCGAGGCUGCGCAUGCUGCUGGCCUGCGAGCGUCUGUCACCCGCAGGCUCCGUGGCUCCCCGGGCGUGGGGUCUUUGUGCUUUCGGCAUCAGGGAGCGGGGGCGUCCGGUCCGGCUGCGGAGCUGGGGCAGCAUGGGACCUGGCUGAGCGUCCCCGCAGGCCGCCAUGGAGCCGGGCAGCGUGGAGAACCUGAGCAUCGUGUACCACAGCCGAGACUUCCUGGUGGUCAGCAAGCACUGGGACGUGCGCAUCGACAGCAGGGCCUGGCGCCACACCCUGACCCUGCAGGCCCAGCUGCGCCACCGCUUCCCGGAGCUGGCCGACCCCGACACCUUCUACGGGUUCAGGUUCUGCCACCAGUUGGACUUCUCCACCAGCGGGGUGCUCUGCGUGGCCCUGAGCAAGGCGGCUGCAGCCAGCGCCUAUAAGUGCUUCAAGGAGCGGCGUGUCACCAAGGCCUACCUGGCCCUGGUUCGGGGACACAUCCAGGAGACUCGAGUGACCAUCAGCUACGCCAUCGGCCGGAGCAGUGUGGAGGGCCGGACACACACCAUGUGCAUCGAGGGUUCACCAGGCUGUGAGAACCCCAAGCCCAGCCUCACCGAGCUGGUGGUCCUGGAGCACGGGCUGUAUGCUGGGGACCCCGUGUCCAAGGUGCUGCUGCAGCCCCUCACAGGCCGCACACACCAGCUGCGAGUGCACUGCAGUGCCCUAGGCCACCCGGUGGUGGGCGACCUGACCUAUGGGCCGUCGACAGACCAGGAGGCUCAGCCCUUCCGCAUGAUGCUGCACGCACUGUACCUGCGAGUGCCCACACAGGCCGAGCGCGUGGAGGCCUGCACCCCUGACCCCUUUCUGCCCACCCUCGAUGCCUGCUGGUGCCCCCACACCCUGCUGCAGCCGCUAGACCAGCUCAUCCAGGACCUGCAAGAUGCCCCUGACCCCCCACCCGCCGAAAGGGCCUCUGGACCUGACCGUUCCCUGCCACGCCCUGUCCGAUGCCCUGAAACUGAAGCACAGCGGGCCUCUUGCCUGCAGUGGCUGUCAGAGUGGACACUGGAGCCAGACAAUUGAGAGGGCAGGUGCUCCUGGGGACUGCAGGCACAGCCCCGGCACCUUCACACAGAACAGUUGGCUGGGCUCCCAGGAUGGUCCUGGCUGGGCCAGCGAGGCGCUCUCAGGCCAGCAGGGGGAGCCCAGAAGCCACGGAUGGACAUAGUGCCCCCUCCCAGAGCCACUGGCACCCCCCCAGCCCUGCUCUGCCCUCUGUCCACCUCCUCAACCGCUGCACCUGGACUCCGAUGUGCCCUGCAAUGUGCCUUUGCUUCUGCUCAGCCUGCCCAUGCUAGGCAUUCUUGGGGGUGGCUAUGGGUCACAGCCAGAAAGCCAGGGUGGGCUGGCUCCCGCCUUUUCCCUGUGACUCACUGCACUGCCCCCCUGCUGCAAGACUGAGAAUAAAGACGAA